GACUUGGCAUUCUUCCCUCACCCGGUCGCCCCUCCAUUCUUCGCUCGGGGUCCACGUAUUGCCGGGCCCGCUGUCAGUGGCAGUCUGACAAAUCGCCUCGGCGCCUGGACGGUGGACACCGCUUCUUCUCCAGUUCAAGACUUCAAGUGCCACACCGCAGAGUCGCCUUCCCAUCUCGCCGCGCCAUGGAUUUCUGCCGCCACCUCCUCCUCGCCGCGGUGCUCGUGCUCGUGCUCGAGCUCCUCCUUGCCGGCUGCGCCUCUGCGGCGAGCCGGGGCGCUGGUUCCUUCGACCCCUCCCGCGUGGUCCAACUCUCGUGGCGCCCCAGGGCGUUCCUGCACAAGGGUUUCCUGUCGGAUGCGGAGUGCGACCACCUCAUCGUGCUGGCCAAGGACAAACUGGAGAAGUCUAUGGUAGCGGACAACGAGUCCGGUAAGAGCGUCCAGAGCGAGGUGCGCACCAGCUCCGGCAUGUUCCUGGAGAAGAAGCAGGAUGAAGUAGUAAGGGGAAUAGAGGAGAGGAUAGCUGCUUGGACAUUUCUUCCACCAGAGAAUGGUGAAUCCAUUCAGAUAUUACACUACCAGAAUGGUGAGAAAUACGAACCCCACUAUGACUACUUCCAUGACAAAAAUAAUCAAGCCCUGGGUGGCCAUCGCAUUGCCACUGUGCUCAUGUACUUAUCUAAUGUUGAGAAGGGUGGAGAGACCAUCUUCCCCAAUGCAGAGGGGAAGCUAUUACAACCCAAGGACGACACAUGGUCUGAUUGUGCAAGAAAUGGAUAUGCAGUUAAACCGGUAAAGGGUGAUGCCCUGCUGUUCUUCAGUCUCCACCCUGAUGCAACAACAGACUCUGAGAGCUUGCACGGUAGCUGCCCCGUCAUCGAAGGCCAGAAGUGGUCCGCAACUAAAUGGAUCCAUGUGAGGUCGUUUGAUCUCCCUGUCAAGCAGCCGGGUUCCUCUGACGGAUGCGAGGACGACAAUGUCCUCUGUCCCCAGUGGGCGGCCGUGGGCGAGUGUGCCAAGAACCCUAACUACAUGGUUGGGACCAAGGAAGCUCCUGGCUUUUGCCGGAAGAGCUGCAAAGUAUGCGCAGAGUAAGGUAUUGUUAAUCCACUGUCUGAUGAGUAUCAUGGCGUGUCGCAUAGUUUCUGUUCCCAUUACCAGGGUUUAGAUACGACUGUUUAUAGCAUGUAUAAGUGCAACCCGGAAGAAGGAAUCGUAAGAGGUACGAGAACUCAUGCCUUGUCCAUCCAAAGUUCAAAAAUGCGGACGGGUUACCUUGUUGAGUUGAGCAAUCUAAUCAAUGGCCAGGGUUCGAGCAAUCUUGCUUCCUUCAUUUGGCGUGAUAUAACUUGUCUUGUGGCCUGUGGGAAA
Molecule: messenger RNA, 1373 nt
Organism: Sorghum bicolor (sorghum)
Lineage: Eukaryota; Viridiplantae; Streptophyta; Magnoliopsida; Poales; Poaceae
Product: probable prolyl 4-hydroxylase 7
Exons: 7
Coding region: 186-1097 (303 amino acids)
Biological process (GO): peptidyl-proline hydroxylation to 4-hydroxy-L-proline
Cellular component (GO): endoplasmic reticulum
Molecular function (GO): procollagen-proline 4-dioxygenase activity; iron ion binding; L-ascorbic acid binding
Source: RefSeq, a predicted model, not a curated record